UCUCCAUACUUCACCCACAGAGACCAACUGUCUAUUUGCCAAGGCCGUGUCAUGUGGGGAACACGCGUCAUUCUGCCACCGAAGCUGCGUGCCAGGGUACUAGACUCACUGCAUGAUGGACAUUUAGGUAUGAUCAAGAUGAAAAGUCUCACUAGGAGCUACGUUUGGUGGCCAGGCAUAGUCUGCGACAUAGAGAAUCUGGCCAAGUCCUGCAGUGGCUGUCAGCAAACAUUACACCAACCUCAGACAGCACCAGUACACACUUGGGAGUGGCCAUCCGGUCCGUGGCAACGUAUUCAUGUGGACUAUGCGGGGCCGUUCAUGGACCAAAUGUUCCUUAUUGUGGUCGACGCUGAUUCAUAGUGUCCGGAAAUUUUUCCUGUCAGACAAGCAACAGCUGCUAACACUGUCAAUACUCUUCGGACAUUGUUUGCACGCAUGGGUCUGCCACAACAGCUAGUGAGUGACAAUGGUUGCCAAUUCACUGGAGAAGAGUUCCAGUGUUUCCUCAGGUGCAACGGAGUGCGACACAUCACCUCAGCACCCCAUCAUCCUGCAACAAAUGGACAGGCCGAACGUUUUAUCCAGUCCUUUAAGCAAUCAAUGAAAGCCAGCCGGAAGGACGUAAAGCCACUACAGCAGAAAAUUGACAAGUUCCUUCUAGCGUACAGAAACACGGCGCACGCAACAACUGGCUGUUCUCCAGCAAUGCUUUUCAUGGGACGAAAUCUGAGAUCACGUUUGGACCUGCUGAAACCAGACAUCCGUAAACAUGUCCAGGAUAAACAAGCAUCCACUAAAGAAUCAACAAAGAUCAAGACACGAACCUUCAACAUUGGACAAAAGGUGCUCGCCAGAGACUAUAGAGGGCAGAAUCAGAAAUGGCAGCCAAGUCAGAUCCUGUCACAAACAGGGCCUCUGACAUAUACUAUAAGUGUGGGAACCAACCUUGUCUGGCGCAGGCAUGUUGACCAGAUUUUGGAUGCAGAAACCCAUCUGGCUACGGCUCAACCAGAAAAUAUAUCAACUGCCCUGGGCUCGGAUGAGUUUAUUUUCACUACACCCCCUGAGGCCCAAGGGUUGAGUGAUGUCACCGAGGAUCAAACAGCGGAAUCCUCCACACAGCGUCACAUAGACUCUGGUCAACCGACCCGACGGUACCCUGAGAGAAAUCGCCGAGCACCUCAGAGACUGGAUUUGUAAGAUUCUCAGCAGAUUGCCUGAUAAGGUUAACAAACAAGAGUGAACAAUCUGUGUUUAUUCUGAUAACUGCUGAGCAUGUGUUUUAUUCUGGUUUAAGUGAGUUAUUGGGUUACAACAUAAAGCAGAAUGUUAAUAUUCAGUUGCAGGUUAAUGUUCUUUUGUUUUGCUGAUGGACGUUAAGUGGAUACAACAGAAUUGGAUUGGAGGAAUUGUUAUGUAUUUGAGAAAUGACAUUACACUGGUUGGGGUACUAUUUCCCGUUCUGUGUAACACAUGUGAUGUGUGAUGUGGUGCGCAUUGAUCCAGUGUAUGAUCGGGCACUAGAGUAAUAAAGAGACCGUCAUGUGCAACUGAAUGUCCGGUUCUUGAACUGUUAACAUUAUACC
This is a messenger RNA of Melanotaenia boesemani (Boeseman's rainbowfish), 1589 nucleotides long. RefSeq lists its product as uncharacterized. Gene Ontology annotation, biological process: DNA integration. Gene Ontology annotation, molecular function: nucleic acid binding. The transcript has a single exon. Lineage: Eukaryota; Metazoa; Chordata; Actinopteri; Atheriniformes; Melanotaeniidae. The record is from RefSeq and is a predicted model, not a curated record. Bases 439 to 1203 code for a protein of 254 amino acids.